AGAUUUUAUUUUUAAUCUAGACACAACAAGGGGCUCAGAUAUAGCCCCAAGAAGAAGAGUUGCAUGCUCUACUGACUGAGCCAGCCAGGCACCUCUGUUGUCAGAUUUUUAUUUUUCCACUGGUUCCAGCCCACUCAUCCCAUCAUUAAAAAUUUCUUGGCCUCUUGCUAACUUAGAGAUAAAGAAGAGAAAUUUCUAUCCAUCUCAGUAUGGUAGAAUGUUGUGUGUAAGAACAGACACAGGCGUCACCCCGAGCUGUGGCCCGCACUGCGAUGCUGGGCACGUUCCUGGGCCUGUGCUACCACGAGCUGGCCACAACCUGGAUUCCCACAGCAGGCAUGUGGGGCACUAUGGGCACGGUAGGGCUGGCAUGGGCCAUGGGCUGCCAGCUGAUUCUGGACUGGGUGCCCUAUACUAAUGGCAAGUUUAAGAAGGAUGAUUAGGUAAACUGACCCUUCUUGGAUCCCUCUGAUGUCUACUGGUAUUGUCUCCUUCCAUGUUAGCUCCUGCUGUACCUGGAACAGCCCCCGCCCUCAGGAAAGGCCCCAAGGAUGUCUACAGCAUGACUUAGGACUCCAUGUUUGUGAAAAUGGCUUUCAUGUUUGAAUACACACAGCAUUAAACCUUGCUCUGAAAAAGAACAAAACAAAACACACGCUGUGACUGGACUCCCUGGGUUAGAAUCCUAGCUGUGUGAUCUUGACAAGUUGCUUAACCUCUGUGUGCUUUGUGUCCCCAUCUGUGAAGUUGGUGUAGCAAUAAUUUUGUCAUGGGGUUGUCGGGAUUAAACAGUCCACUAUUAAUGAAAUACUGGGGAUGGACGCUUGUGUUGCUGUCUACUAAAUACGUAGGAUGAAAACGUAGUCGUCCUUGCUUACGGAGAAUGAAAGUUGGUAAAACAAGAUAGCCUAAACAAACGUAAAAGAAAUGAAUGUUGUUUGGUAGGACCUGGAAGCAGAGGUAUUUAGAGUUGGAAUUACUGUAACAUUGUAGGCAUUUUGGAGGAGAAAACAGUGUGUAAAAAAACUUGCCAUAAUUUUAUACUCCACUGUUAACCGAGCUACCUACAAACAGACUUUGCUUUGCCGUG
Neofelis nebulosa (Clouded leopard) is the source of this 1090-nucleotide messenger RNA. Its product is annotated as cytochrome b-c1 complex subunit 10-like. Bases 273 to 443 code for a protein of 56 amino acids. The transcript has a single exon. NCBI's taxonomy places the organism in Eukaryota, Metazoa, Chordata, Mammalia, Carnivora, Felidae. Gene Ontology annotation, biological process: mitochondrial electron transport, ubiquinol to cytochrome c. The record is from RefSeq and is a predicted model, not a curated record. Gene Ontology annotation, cellular component: mitochondrial inner membrane.